Molecule: messenger RNA, 1327 nt
Organism: Quercus lobata
Lineage: Eukaryota; Viridiplantae; Streptophyta; Magnoliopsida; Fagales; Fagaceae
Product: probable trehalose-phosphate phosphatase D
Exons: 12
Coding region: 194-1318 (374 amino acids)
Biological process (GO): trehalose biosynthetic process
Molecular function (GO): trehalose-phosphatase activity
Source: RefSeq, a predicted model, not a curated record
UGAGUGCGCGUGUGGAUUUCAACCUUUUUUUUCUUUGGAGGUUUCUAUAAAACCUCUUCGUUCCAGCUCAAGUACUCACACAUUAACAUCUCUGUUUCUCCUCUGUUCCAUUCUCUCUAUAACCUUUCAUUCCCCCAACUCUUAUCUAUUAUUAUCCAAAACUCUCAAAACCUUGAGGUUGAAGAGAAAGAAAAUGACUAAACAGAAUGUGGUGGUGUCUGAUUGCUCAUCGCGCAGUGGCAUGGUUACAGUGGCUGCAUCAACAUCGGCACUGUUCUCACCACCAGAAGCGUUGGCUGCACUUGGUGGUCAUAUUGCCAUGUCUGAAAAGAAGCUCCUUAAGAGGCUUGAAGCUGGAGGAGGCAGAGUCAAUGCUUGGGUUGAUUCAAUGAGAGAUUCCUCACCUUCUCGAAUAAAAUCCACAACUGAAAAAGAGGAGCAAAGCUCUUGGAUUCUUCGCCAUCCAUCAGCGUUGAGAAAGUUCGGGCAGAUAAUAUCUGCUUCCAAAGGGAAACAAAUUGUGAUGUUUCUGGAUUAUGAUGGUACUCUCUCACCGAUUGUUGAGGAUCCAGAUCGAGCAUUUAUGUCGAGAGAGAUGAGAGAAGUUGUGAGGGAUGUUGCUAGAUACUUCCCCACAGCCAUUGUGAGUGGAAGGUGCAGGGCCAAGGUAUAUAAGUUUGUAAGAUUAGCAGAACUUUACUAUGCGGGUAGCCAUGGAAUGGACAUCAAGGGACCAUCCAAAAGGAGAAAAUGCAACAAAGGAAAUCAAGCAGUGAUCUUCCAAGCUGCUACUGAAUUUCUACCCAUGAUUCAUGAGGUGCACAAAGCCUUGCUAGAGAAAACAAAUUCCAUCCCAGGUGCUAAGGUGGAAAAUAAUAAGUUUUGUCUAUCCGUACACUUCCGCUGUGUUGAUGAAAAGAGAUGGGCUGCAUUAGCAGAGCAAGUUAGGUUGGUGCUAAGUGCGUAUCCAAAACUUAAACUGACUCAAGGGAGGAAGGUGCUAGAGAUUCGUCCAAUUAUCAAAUGGGACAAAGGCAAAGCCCUUGAAUUCUUGCUAGAGUCACUUGGAUAUGCCAGCUCAAGUGAUGUUUUUCCUGUCUAUAUUGGAGAUGAUCAAACAGAUGAGGAUGCAUUCAAGGUUUUGCGCAAUAGAGGACAAGGGUUUGGGAUCCUGGUUUCUAGAGUAGCAAAGGAAACAAGUGCCACUUAUUCUUUGCAAGAACCAUCUGAGGUUAGGGAAUUUUUGCGGCUAUUGGUGGACUGGAAAAGAUUACCACUGCAUGCAAGGACAAUAGGGGCCGUAAACAUACAGCAAUAAUUGAUCCCA